UUUAGCUAAAAUUGUAUAAAGCCUUAUGGAAAACACACAGCAUCAUACAAUUAACUACGUGUUAUUGCAUGAAUGUUUCGAAUUAGACAAGUAAUAACACUGCGUGCACUCGAAAUUGAAAUAAGCACGGCCUCCAUGUGACUUAUGUAGUAGGUCCCGUUCAGCUCAAGUCGUCGAAGUUAACACAAAAUUCAGAAAUUGCAGUUACAAGGAACCUCUAACGAUGAAGUUUUUUAUCAACGCCAUUAUCUUCUUGCAAUGGUUAAACAAUGUUUAUGGAUGGUGGGGCUGUUUUAAAGUUACCGGCAUGCUAAAAUGCGGACCAAAGUUAUAUCAGCCCGCGAGAGCACAGCUUUACGAUGACGAUACACUUACAAAAGAUGACAACAUGAUCGUGGAAUUCGGUUACGGGAGCAACGGUUUUGGUCCCAAUCGAUUCAUUACACAUAACUCUGCGCUUAUUUUAGAGGGUUGUGCUGAAGAUUUUGGCACUGUGCCAGAUCCUCAUUUGCGAAUUUCUAAUUACCAAUGUUACGGAAAAACAGUGGAAUUCAAAGUUAAAGUAAAUGAAAAGAAAUGCCGGUAUUCUAGAGGACCUCUUCAAAAGAAUAAUGGAGGUUUUGUUAAAACUGUGCACCAAUUCGAGUGUUACGGUGUAGAAAUUGAUUUGGAAACAGAGAAGGUCGAACAGCAAGUUAAAAGAUUAUCACAUUAAAAAUUAGUUCUUCAUGUAAUUUUCACUAUUGUGCGAAUCAGGAAGUUAUGAAUUAAUUUAAUAAAGUUUAAAGUACUCGGUUCACUUCUAGUGUUUUAGUUCUUUGAAUAAAAGAUAACACAUAUAUUGUCACUUAUAUUUGUCAUC
Messenger RNA from Hydractinia symbiolongicarpus, 862 nucleotides. RefSeq lists its product as uncharacterized. NCBI's taxonomy places the organism in Eukaryota, Metazoa, Cnidaria, Hydrozoa, Anthoathecata, Hydractiniidae. Bases 224 to 715 code for a protein of 163 amino acids. The record is from RefSeq and is a predicted model, not a curated record. The transcript is spliced from 2 exons.